Molecule: messenger RNA, 1626 nt
Organism: Manis javanica (Malayan pangolin)
Lineage: Eukaryota; Metazoa; Chordata; Mammalia; Pholidota; Manidae
Gene: NOB1
Product: NIN1 (RPN12) binding protein 1 homolog
Biological process (GO): maturation of SSU-rRNA; ribosomal small subunit biogenesis
Cellular component (GO): preribosome, small subunit precursor
Molecular function (GO): RNA endonuclease activity
Source: RefSeq, a predicted model, not a curated record
GAUUGGGACGUAGGGACGGCGCGAGCUCUCUGCGCCUGCGCGCUCUCGCCCCGAUCGGCCAAAGAUGGCGCGCGUGGAGCACGUUGUGGCUGAUGCCGGGGCUUUCCUGCGGGACGCGGCUCUGCAGGACAUCGGGAAGAACAUCUACACCAUCCGGGAUGUGGUCCGCGAGAUUCGGGACAAGGCCACGCGCAGGCGGCUCGCCGUCCUGCCCUACGAGCUGCGUUUCAAGGAGCCCUUCCCGGAGUAUGUGCGGCUGGUGACUGAGUUUUCAAAGAAAACCGGAGACUAUCCCAGCCUCUCUGCCACAGAUAUCCAAGUGCUGGCACUCACCUACCAGUUGGAGGCAGAGUUUGUUGGAGUGUCUCACCUACGACAAGAACCAGAAAAGGUCAAAGUGAGCUCAUCAAUCCAGCACCCAGAAACUCCUCUACACGUUUCUGGUUUCCAUCUGCCCUCAAAGCCUAAACCCACAAGAGAAAUAGAACAUGGACACCCCCCCAGUGAGCCUGAUGACCUAGAAUUUAGUUCCUUCAUGUUCUGGAGAAACCCUUUGCCUAAUAUCGAUCUUGAACUGCAGGAGCUGCUGAAUGACAAAGGUGACGGUGUUCCAAGUGAGGAGGAGGAGGAAGAGAACGGAUUGGAAGAAAGGAAAGGUGAAGCUAGUGGCGAUGAUGGCGGCGAGUGGAUAACCCCCAACAACAUCAAGCAGAUCCAGCGGGAACUGGAGCAGUGCGCUGUCCCCGAGGACGUACGGGUUGGCUGUGUGACUACGGACUUUGCCGUGCAGAACGUUCUGCUGCAGAUGGGGCUGCACGUGCUGACGGUGAGCGGCAUGCUGAUCCGGGAGGCCCGGAGCUACAUCUUGCGCUGCCAUGGCUGUUUCAAGACAACAUCCGACAUGAGCCGAGUGUUCUGUCCACAUUGUGGAAAUAAGACCCUGAAGAAAGUAUCUGUGACGGUCAGCGACGACGGGACCCUGCGCAUGCACUUUUCCCGCAACCCGAAGGUGCUGAACCCCCGGGGACUCCGGUAUUCACUUCCUACCCCCAAAGGGGGCAAAUACGCCAUCAACCCCCAUCUGACUGAGGACCAGCGCUUCCCUCAGCUGCGACUCUCCCGAAAGGCCAGGCAGAAAACUGAUGUGUUUGCCCCUGACUACACAGCUGGGGUAUCUCCCUUCGCGGAGAAUGACAUCUCCAGCAGGUCAGCCACCCUGCAGGUCCGGGAUAGCACCUUGGGAGGCGGGAGGAGGCGGUUGAAUCCCAAUGCUUCCAGAAAGAAGUUUGUGAAGAAAAGGUGAAGUGCCAGCUCCCCAGGCAAACAGGACUGCUGCAGCUGCCGGAGUCGGGCCUCGCUCCCUGGCCCUGCCAGCUCCGGAGCCAUCGGGGUAGAAGGAACAGGCCUGGCUUAUGCGGUGCCACUUCAUGACUUGCUGCUGUGUGGCAGUUGGGUUUGUGGAACUCGGCCGUCCCUGGCCCACGAGUAUCCAGAGAGCUGGGAUCACUGCCGUGCUGAGGGGAUUUGAUGCGAACAGAAAGCGGUGCCCUGGAGCAAACCUUCAGUCUGUAAAGCAGGGAACUUCCAAGUGGUAAUAUUUUUCUAAUAAAUAUGGUUGCAAGCUUC